AUGGCUGUGGCGACUGCUCCCCGUAAGACGGUCUCCAUCUACGACUACCCUGAGCAUUUGAACCCUUUCCACGAGGAGGAUAAUCAUAACAAGAUACGCUUUUGGAGUUUAGGCAGACGACUCAAUCGAUCUAAUAGCAUCAGUUUUUCUGGACUAAAGGACCUAAAGAACUCAUGGGCUUUUCGAUCGUUUAUGAAAAAGGGGAAGAAAGGCCAGCAGGCGCCGACAGAAAAGUCAAGUAGCCAGACAAAUGGCCAAACCUCACCUAUUGUGUUCCGAAGGGGACAUCAAUACUCGAUAGCUACGCGAAGCACUGUAGGAUCACCAGAGAGAACAGAUCGCUAUGUGUACGGCGGUUCAGUCACUCCUCUGCCACGCUCUCGGUUUCAAGAGCGUUUACGAAGCACCAGUAACCACGAGGUAAACUCACUCAGUGCCACCCCUCGCAUGGCUCGCAGUGAAGUUUGUGGAUCCCGGUUAAGCGUAGAAAGUACGAACCCUUUCGAUGAAGACGGACCUGUGCCGCCGGUACGAGCUUCACGACGUAAGAAGAAACGAGCGCCGCUGCCACCUCCAGGAACCGUUGCAGUUACACCGGAUACCACGCUGGACACAACAGCUGACAGUAUAGCCGACACUACGGUUGAUAGUAUCGCCGACACAACGGCUGAUAGUAUCGCCGACACAACGGCUGAUAGUGUCGCCGACACAACGACUAGCAGUACCGCUAACACUACGGUAACCAGUACCGCUCCUGAACUACAAAUAAUUGAAAUCCAAGAAAAUAAACUCAACAGCCCUAAUGCAGAAUUAGAAUUGGAAGAUGUUAAUUUGAACAUUGAGCUUAAAAUAGUUGAAGACGAAGACAAUAAAAAUAAGGUGAAUGCAAUAGCAGAAGCACCGAGUACUAAAACGGAACAUAAUAAUGAGAUAGUUGAAUCCCUCAUAGUUGUAGAAUCUAUCCAAACAUCUAAUAUAGAACAAACUGAAACAAAGAGACAACCUAAUGGUGAUAUGCCUACAGCCAACGACGAACCAAUAAGAAAUACUUCUUCGGAAGAAGAUAUUCUUAAUUCGGCCACAUUCCGUAAAGUAGAUAUUGUAAAAUAUAGAAGAAACUCGAGCGUUAAUGAAGACGAUAUACGUUUGCGACGAGGUAAUUUAGAGGAUUUUCAAUCUUUGUCAAAUAAGAGAAGUAAAAGUCUCGGUAACACCUUUGACUCCACAUUUACGACCUACGAUAUUAAUUUAAAUGACACGAUGCAUAUGGACACAAAUGGAAAUGAGGAGCCACAUAAAGUAGUUUGCAAACUUUACGAAGAUACACCACGGAAACAGAGCAUUGAAACCAUUUCAAGUACAGAAAAGGAGUUUCUAGAAAUAGAUAGAGCUACAAGAGAGCUUGAAAGAGAAAUUAACAAAUUAAAUUCUGCGCUACAUGAAGAUCUUCCUGAAACAGGGGAUAGAUUGUCAGUAUCAGAGAUCAAAAGGAGGUUUGAUAAAAAGGAUGUGUCAUCACCAAAUCCAAUACCUAAGCCAAGAAGAAGUCAUUAUGGAGGUUCUAGCACACCGUAA
Molecule: messenger RNA, 1575 nt
Organism: Arctia plantaginis
Lineage: Eukaryota; Metazoa; Arthropoda; Insecta; Lepidoptera; Erebidae
Source: the annotation of a GenBank genome assembly